GCCUGAGUGCAACUUCUCUCUGUCCGCUGCUGAAUAUCUGCCAUCUCUCAUACAUGUGGUCAGCCUAUAAUUAUGGAUGAUCACUGGACACAAACAGCAUAUAACACAGAUCACUGGACAAGUAACAAGACAAAACUUCAGAAUACGUACAUAGGACAUUCAAGACAGACCAAGCUAGAAAUCAAAACUAGCCACAGGAUGAGCCAUGUAAGGACGUUUGAGGGGAUUCCCAUGUCCAAGUUCAUGAGGGGGCUGUGCAAAGAGGAAGACUACGCGUUCCUGGAAGAGAUGGAGAAACAGCAUCAAGAGACAGACUCACUUGAGGAACAAAUGAAAGAAGGAAAAGAUGACAGGGUCCGGCGUCGACAGAUGCGAGAGCAGCAGGAGCAGAAGAGACUGAAAGACUUGGAGGACAGCAGGAAGGAGAAAGAGAGGCAGUGGCGUCAUCAUGUGGCAGAGCUGGCCUCCACUCAGGAACAGAGACUUAGAGAUCGACUGGCACGACUCCGCCACUUCAGGGACUUCCAGAGGAGGAUUCUAGGAGAGGAGAUGUCCCUUGAGGCAGACUCUUUGUCCAUCCAGGCCUUGGACCAGCUACUCACCAGGAUCUAGACAACAUAAAGCCACAACAAUUUGCUUCAUUAUGAACUUCUCCAUUUGAGUCUGUCUAGCUCUGUGUUCAUCUCUCUCCACUGACCCCUGCAAGCUGUACAGUCUACAGUGAUUAAAUAGUGUAUUUCUGGUGAA
Messenger RNA from Esox lucius (northern pike), 747 nucleotides. RefSeq names its product trichohyalin. The coding region runs from base 73 to 612 and encodes 179 amino acids. The transcript has 6 exons. Lineage: Eukaryota; Metazoa; Chordata; Actinopteri; Esociformes; Esocidae. The record is from RefSeq and is a predicted model, not a curated record.